Molecule: messenger RNA, 1049 nt
Organism: Parathielavia appendiculata
Lineage: Eukaryota; Fungi; Ascomycota; Sordariomycetes; Sordariales; Chaetomiaceae
Exons: 1
Coding region: 271-969 (232 amino acids)
Source: RefSeq, a predicted model, not a curated record
GGGCUGUACAGUGCUUGUAUUGGACUAGCAAGUGCUGUAUCUAAUGGGAUUAGAGCAGCGCGGUGUGCCGGCCCAGCAGCCCGGGAAUUCGUGAAGCGUAUGCGUUCUACGCUAGAAGGGAAAGCUCUUCGGAACCUGUCCUCUGCGACCCAUCCCCUCGAUGAACCCGAUCAGUCGACUCUUCAGCAAAUACUCCUUCCCACAUACGAUGGGACGAGAUUCGACUGCGCUAGCUUUGUCUGAAGCAAGCGGGAUUCUGUACCAAACCGGAUGUCAGAGAAGGAAGGGUUCAAGGCUCUCAUCCAGGACGGGACAAGAAGUCCAGUGCUGCGCGCCGUGGUGUCUCAUACCACCCGGUCUCAGCCAGUAGACAGGGCUGAUCAUGACUUCGACCGCCCACGACUGGCCCAACAAGUGAUGUCCUUUCAAAUGUUCGCAAUCUCGGCCGGGUCCGGGACUCUUUCUGUGGAUAGGCAGGGGUUCGUGGUGUGGGUGAGCGAUCAGAUGUCCCAAAAUCGUCUAAGCAAGCGAGGGGGAGUGGAUCCGAUGUGGCCCGUGAUGCUUCCCUUCUCUCAUCUUGUCGAAUCAGGUGUCGUGCCGCAACUCUGCAAGUCGAAAGCCCAAGGAUGCCCGUCGGAGCUGGACCUUGCUGAUUUUCCCGCCCACAUUCUCUUGUCUCCUGGGAUCCAAUUCUCAUGCUCUGUCUGGUUCUGCAAACCGAGACCCCUUGAUAUCCGUGAAGCGGAUCCCGUCGGUUGGGGCUGCCAUCCAAGUCCCAAAACGGAGAGCUGCAGUCAGUGCGUUGCAGGGACCAGAGAUAGCAGCACGCAUGCCGGUCCAUACUGUGUAAAUUACAGCCUGUCGACCUGCACAGGACGCCCAGAUCAAGUGCCGAGAGUGCCAAAAGAAAAAAAUUACUACCGUAUGGUAGGUAAGGGAGUUCGGAGUAUCGUUGUUGUUACAAGAUGAGCUGAGAAUUUGAGAUGGACAAUGUGGCUGAUGGAGAAAAGAGCUGACCCUCUCCCUGGGGUGAAACAGCAACAAGCGCG